AUGGAGGUGCCCUGGCUGCUGGUGGUGCACGGGUCAGUGACGGCGCUGGUGGUGGUGUCGUUCCUCUGCGGGCAAUGGCCCAUCUUCGAGGGCACCUUCAUCCAGAGCAUCAACCACUUCCUCACCUUUGGAGCCUACCACUACCUCCUGCGGUUUGUGCAGUCUGUGUGCGGUACUGGGGCUAGGGAUCUCGUCCUCGGCGUUGAGCGAUACUGCUGCGACCGACCCAACCCGAUAUUGCAGGUAUUUUAUGUUGCCAUAAUUGGGGUGACAUAUUUUAUAAUAGUGCAGACAUCUUUCGAGUACAUUCCUGGGUAUUAUGUGAGUGGAUUGCACAGAUAUCUGAGUGUUGUGGCUGUGGCUGUUGGUGCUAUACUCUUUGUGCUUACUAGCUUUUCUGAUCCUGGGACUGUUACUGCUGAGAAUGUUUCUCAAUAUGUAUCUUCCUACCCAUAUGACAACGUUAUUUUUGUGGAGAAAGAAUGUUCAACUUGCAAGAUUACUAGACCAGCCAGGGCAAAGCACUGUAGAAUAUGUGACAAGUGUGUUGCUCGAUUCGAUCACCAUUGUGGAUGGAUGAAUAAUUGCAUUGGGGAGAAAAAUACUCGCUAUUUUGUGGCCUUUUUAGUUUGGCAUUUUCUUAUAUGUCUGUACGGGGCAAUACUCCUUGGCUUCAUUCUUGCUGGUGAAUUAAAAGAGCGGAAAAUUAUAUACAUUAUGACAGUUUAUUAUGGUAUCGAUAACUCAUUCUCGGGCUUGUUUCCACAUGUUGCACAGUGGUUGCUUGCUGUGCAUAACACUCAGAUACUUUUGAGUGUAUUUUUGGCUAUAUUAGCACUGCUCCUUGGUGGCUUCUGUGCUUACCAUACACACCUUUGUUUGACAAAUACAACAACCAACGAGACAUUCAAAUGGCAAGACUAUAUCAUGUGGAUGAAAAAAGAAAACGAAGCGAAGGCGGCGGCUGCUGCACUCAAGUCCAGCAUAGGCUCAGCCAAUAGUAAUGAACACAAAGCUCCUCCAAGCAAAUGGAGGGCGUUCUUCAUGAGAUCCCGAUCACCAAGUGUGGAACCAGUUGUGAAAAACAACAUAUAUGACAGAGGCAUGAUUACAAACUUGUGCGAGGUGGUCGUCCCUUUAUCGGAACGGAAGGCAUUUUCACGCAGGAAAUUGGAUUGA
Molecule: messenger RNA, 1179 nt
Organism: Miscanthus lutarioriparius
Lineage: Eukaryota; Viridiplantae; Streptophyta; Magnoliopsida; Poales; Poaceae
Source: the annotation of a GenBank genome assembly